AAUUUUUCAUAACUUAAAUAUAUGUAACAAAAUAUAUAAAAGAAGCUAUUAGUCAUUUUUAAUAGUAUAGAUAAGUUUUCAAACAUAAUUUACUCAAACUGAACUAGACCCAAAAAUUUAUGCCAAAUCCGUAUUGAAUCUGGCAGAAUAUCCAAACGAAUCCAAAAUCUUGAUAUUUGAGGAACCGAAAUCGAAUCCGAUCCGAACCAAAAUAUUUCAAAUAUCUAAAAAUAACUUAAUGACAAUUAUAUAUUUAUUUUAAUACAUAAUAUUUUAAUACAUAAUACUUGAAAAUAUCCAAUAUAACCAAAAAUAAAUCUGAAAAGUCAACAAUUACUCAAAACACCAAAAAUAAGUUAAAUACAUGCUGUCUAUCUACUUAAAUACCCAAACCAAAAUAAUUUCAUAUUUAUUUUAGGUAUUUAACCAUACUUUACAAUUUUUUAUUUUUUUGGAUUUUGAGGAUUUAAGGUAUAUUUUUGAAAUUGUUUAUAUAACUUCAACGGGUAUCUGAACGGAACCUGUAAGGAUCUGAACCGAGCCUGAAGCGAAACUGAUAAAUAUCCGAAUGAGAUUUAAAUCUCUAACCCCAAAAAUAUGAAAGUAAAAUAGACUCAAACAGAAUCCCAAUGAGUACCUUAAAAGUUAAAAACCAUCCGUAAUAUUUUCAAUUACAAUUUUUAGGUAAAAAAAAACUAAAUAUAAAUUUGGUGAGCGAAAGUCAUACUAUCUAUAUGUAUGUUAAAUUAUUUAAUAUUUAAUUCAAUUUUUAAGUUAUUAUAAGUACAUUUAAAAUAAAAUAAAUAUGAGAAAUCAUACCCCAUUUUAAUAAUAUAGGUACAAAAACCACAAUUUUAUAAUUGUAUGUUUAAUUAUAAUAAUUUAGUAAAACCAGUGGCAUUCAUAAAUUUGGUUAUACUACUAUGUAUUAUUUUAUUUUUAAGUUUAGUUUUUUUUUAUUUACCAAAUCAUUUACUUUUUUAAUAAUUGUGCCACUGUGAAAUCUCAAAAAAAUUUUAGACCCAAAGACUAAUCCCACGAGACCUUGCAUCUGAGUAUGCAAAAUCACAUCGUUAAGGACACGGCUAGGUGACCAAUGCUAUUCGAACCCAAAGCGAAAACUCUAGUUGGAGCCAUUUUGCCACUAGGCCAAAAGCGACUUGGUUAACAAAUUAGUUACAUGAAUAAAUUUAUCUAAUCUAAAAUGAUAUAAAAUAUAUUUUAAAUAUAUAUAUAUAUAUAUAUAUAUAUAUUCAUUUUUUUGAAAAUAAUAAAUUAAAAAAUAAAGUAGUAAAAUUAAUAAAAAAAAUUAUGGUUAACUUUGUUAAGUAUAUAAUAAAUUAAUCAUAUAUAAAUAAAAUGAACCAGUAAAUUAUAUUAUAUAUAUAUAUAUUUAUUUAUUUUGAAUAUUCUAACUAAUUUUUUGGAUAAAAUGAGUUGUUUGGUUUACUAGUUCAAUAACAUCAAAAGUAUUUAAUCAUGUAUAUUUAUAAAAAAAAUAAUGGAGAUAUAUAUAUAUAUAUAUUGAUAAAAAAUAUAUAUAUAUUUCCAUAUUUGCUUUUAUUAAGCAUGUUGAAUUUACAUCGUUAAUAUAUAUCCAUAUUUUGUUUUUGUAACUGAUAUAUUUCCAUAUUUGCUUUUUCUGCUUUUCGGAUAGGGCUACCAUAAAAUUGGUAUAUUUCCAUAAUCUCCAAUCCUGUUUCGACUAAGCACCGACUCAAAAUCCUAUUUAUAUGGAUAGAUUGUAUCAGUCACCACAUUAAAUAAAUAUCAUAAGUCCUAGUUUCAUUCAAACAAAGAACGAACGAUGUCGACCUCCAAGAAGAUCGUGUUGAAGAGCUCGGAUGGCCACAUCUUUGAGGUUGAAGAAGCAGUGGCUCUCCAGUCGCAGACCAUAGCUAACAUGAUUGAAGAUGAUUGCGUCGACAAUGAAAUCCCUAUUCCCAACAUUAAUGGCGAGAUCCUCUCUAAAGUGAUCGUGUAUUGCAAGAAACACGUCGUCCUCCCCGAUGGUGACUCGUCCUCUUCCGCCAAAGAGGAGCUCAAGGCUUGGGAUGCCGAGUUCAUGAAGACAGACCAGUCGACGCUCUUUAACCUUAUUCUUGCUGCUAAUUUUCUGAAUAUAAAAAAUCUUCUUGAUCUUGGUUGCCAAACAGUGGCUGAUAUGAUCACAGGUAAAACUCCAGAGGAGAUUCGUACUGUGUUAAACAUCGAGAACGAUUUCACACCCGAAGAAGAGAAAGAGAUUCGCAAAGAAAACCAAUGGGCGUUUGAGUGAACGUGUGUCGAUGGUCCACUUUGGAUGACUUUUAGUCUCUUUCUCACCUUAUUCAUGGUUAUGUUCCUCCUCGCACAUUCGUGUGCUUUCUUUGCGUUGGAUAAUAAAUUAAUAAGAGCAAUUAUUUUUCUCUUUUCUAUAACGUUUCUUUUUGUUAAUUUUAUAAGGCGUUAGCAUAUUCAAUGAAAAUACCAAAUAUUUAAACAAGACAACAACACAAGUAGAUUAUUUAAGAGCAUAUCCAACGGUAAAGUUCUUAGGCACAAGUUUUUAGUUGUUGUUUUUUUGGUUUUAAAAAAAUAAAAUAAAAAUAAUAAUAAUCGAAUUAAUUGCAGACCGCCAUGUAUCGAGGGACCCGCGCACAAUGCAAAAACCAAACUAAACUUGACUCUUACAAAGAGGCAGAAGAGACAGCUCUUAAUAAUAUGGUAGGACCCGUUUAUUUUGAAUUAUUUUUUAAAAGACAGCUAUAAGAGUUGCCGUUAAUCCUGGUCUAAAGUUGCACUUUUUAGGACCCACAAAAUAGUCGAUUGAUCUUGAUAGGACAUAAUGUGGUUAAUUCAAAAAAAAAAAAGUAAAAAAACCUUGAUGAAUAUUAUAAAGAACAACAUAAUCUGACGAGAA
Brassica rapa (field mustard) is the source of this 2902-nucleotide messenger RNA. RefSeq names its product SKP1-like protein 1A. NCBI's taxonomy places the organism in Eukaryota, Viridiplantae, Streptophyta, Magnoliopsida, Brassicales, Brassicaceae. Gene Ontology annotation, biological process: ubiquitin-dependent protein catabolic process. The record is from RefSeq and is a predicted model, not a curated record.